Molecule: messenger RNA, 1586 nt
Organism: Myotis lucifugus (little brown bat)
Lineage: Eukaryota; Metazoa; Chordata; Mammalia; Chiroptera; Vespertilionidae
Gene: GPX3
Product: glutathione peroxidase 3
Exons: 5
Biological process (GO): response to oxidative stress
Molecular function (GO): glutathione peroxidase activity
Source: RefSeq, a predicted model, not a curated record
GAGCGCACUGGACACCUCAGACGGACGGUGGCCCGGGAUCAGCGGCUCAGGCCAGUCCCAGACGCACCCUCCGCGCGCGCGCGCCAUGGCCCGGCUGCUCCGGGCAUCCUGCCUUUUCUCCCUGCUCCUGGCCGGCCUCGUGCCGAGCCUGGGGCAGGAGAAGUCGAAGACGGACUGCCAUGCUGGUGUGAGCGGCACCAUCUAUGAGUAUGGAGCCCUCACCCUCAACGGGGAGGAGUACAUCCCCUUCAAGCAGUAUGCCGGCAAAUACGUCCUCUUUGUCAACGUGGCCAGCUUCUGAGGCCUGACGAGCCAGUACGUUGAACUGAAUGCACUACAGGAAGAGCUGCAACCAUUUGGUCUUGUCAUUCUGGGCUUCCCCUGCAACCAAUUUGGAAAACAGGAGCCAGGAGAGAACUCGGAGAUCCUACCUAUCCUCAAGCAUGUUCGGCCGGGUGGGGGCUUCGUCCCCAAUUUCCAACUCUUUGAGAAAGGAGAUGUGAACGGGGAGAAAGAGCAGAAGGUCUACACGUUCCUGAAGAACUCCUGCCCUCCCACCUCGGAGCUCCUGGGCUCGCCUAACCGCCUCUUCUGGGAACCCAUGAAGAUCCAUGACAUCCGCUGGAACUUUGAGAAGUUCCUGGUGGGGCCGGACGGUAAACCCAUCAUGCGCUGGUACCACCGGACCACGGUCAACAACGUCAAGAUGGACAUCCUGGCCUACAUGAGGCAGCAGGCAGCCCUGGGGGUCAGGGGGAAGUAACCAGGCCUGCCCCACCCCACGUCCACCACGCGGGGCCGGGGAGGGACUCUGUUCAGGAAGGAACCCGUAUCUCCAGCCACACUACUCCUACCACAGACCCUUCUUACUAUACAAGGCCCCAGUAUGCACACAGUGUGUCUCUACUGCUGUGCAUGUGGGUGUUUGCCCACAUGCCCACAGGUGUGAGAUCAUGUGUGAAUGCACCUGAGUGUGCAGCCACAUGUGUCUACCUGGACGAAUACCCAGGAAUGUGUACCAAUAUGUGCCCAUGGCUGUGUGCUGUGGAGAAUGCUAGAGAGUAACACCCUUUCUCUCCAGUUCUCUGCCCCAGUGAUAACAAUUCACUGAGCCGAGCCCAAAGAAACCAGCUCUAGAUGCAAUUAUUCUGCUCUCCCUGGGCCUCAGCUUUGGGGCCAGCAUCUCCCCCUGCCUCCAAGUACCACCACUGCAGUGCCCAGAAGUUCCUGGGUCUACCACACUGUCCACCCUCCCUCCGCUCCUCUGUACGUCUCUCUCCUUCCUGAAGGGCCCUCCCAAGCCCCUCCCCCCACCCCACAGUGCUCCCUGAGCAGCCAAGGCAGACGUGAGAGUAAGGGCCACGUUCCCCGAGUCAGGAGUGGCAUCUCUAUGAAGGAGGGGCCCAAAGCCCUAGUGGGCGGACCUCCCCUGAGCCUGUCUGAGGGGCCAGCCUUUAGUGCAUUCAGGCUGAGACCCCAGGCAGGGAUGCCACCCCUGCUACUUCGGAGGAUGUGCUCUCACCCCUCACCCUUGCCCAUUGGCAUAGACUCACCCCCACCUGCCCAGUAAAGGCCUUUCUGCAGCA